Cyprinodon tularosa is the source of this 4212-nucleotide messenger RNA. It is a transcript of the gene klhl5, whose product is annotated as kelch-like family member 5. The record is from RefSeq and is a predicted model, not a curated record. The transcript has 13 exons. Bases 122 to 2467 code for a protein of 781 amino acids. Gene Ontology annotation, molecular function: protein binding. NCBI's taxonomy places the organism in Eukaryota, Metazoa, Chordata, Actinopteri, Cyprinodontiformes, Cyprinodontidae.
GCUCGCGCCCUCCAGUCGCGGUUAACGGGCGUGCUGUUGCCAAGAGAGACGCGCGUGAAGUGUGCAGCGUGCUGCUUUUACACGGGAUCGUCCCCGCCAUUUCCUCGAGCCGAGCCCUGGAAUGUCGAACAGUGGCUCGGGCUCUUCCUCGCGGAAGGAGUUCGAUGUGAAACAGAUCCUCCGGAUCCGAUGGAGGUGGUUCGGUCACCCCGCGGUUCCUCCGCCUCACUCUCCGCCACUCGGAGACUACUUCAGCGCGAGGAGAACGGCAGGCAGUCCGGCGGACGGUCCCUCUGUUAGCGGCUGCAGCAACUUAAAUUCAGCCCGUGCUAACCAGAGCUCCGGCUGUCACGGCGGACUAGUGGCAAGCGGCAGCGCCGGGUCUAACCUGUGUAACGGUACCGGCAGAAAGUUUGGUGAUCCUUUGGGGAGUCGGGGAGGUCCGGCUGGAGCGACAGCUGGAGCCACGGGGAACUCCUGUACCCGAUCCCUCAGCCAGCCUGAGUGCAGGAGCUCCGCCGCGGCGCUCUCCUGGAUUUCUCCGCCGCCUCGUCGCCGUGCGCGUCCGGUGACAAAUAUGGAGCCCCCUGGUGAGGCCCCGGUGCCCCAGGUGGUAGUUGAUCCGUCCGCUCCUGCCGGGAUGGAGGAGGUGGCUGCGGGAGCGGCGGGGACAGAGGAGAGCAACCAUCCGGAAACUGACUCCAGCUCCUGCAGGACAUCUAACAGCAGCGCAACCCUGUCCUCAUGCGUGUCCAUGGAGCCAUGCGCCUGUCCAGAGGAGUCCUUAUUUACUGCUAUGUCUCAUGCUGAUGUCACUUUCCGCAAGAUGGAGGGCUACCUGAGGAGCAGGCAGCUAUGUGAUGUCAUUCUGGUGGCUGGAGAAAGGCGGAUACCUGCACACAGACUAGUGCUGUCGUCUGUUUCUGACUACUUUGCGGCCAUGUUCACCAGCGAUGUACGUGAGGCCAAACAGGACGAGGUGAAGAUGGAGGGAGUGGACCCUGAGGCGCUGUGGGUCCUGGUUCAGUACGCAUACACAGGUCGCCUGGAGCUGAAGGAGGACACCAUCGAGUCUUUGUUGUCGGCCUCCUGCCUGCUGCAGCUGUCGUCGGUGGUUGAAGCUUGCUGCUCCUUUCUCGUGAAGCAGCUCCACCCCUCUAACUGUCUCGGCAUCCGUUCCUACGCCGACGCCCAGGGCUGCCAUGACCUGCAGAGGGCCGCUGACUAUUACACCAUGGAGCACUUUCUAGAGGUAGUGGGAGGCCAGGAGUUCCUUGUACUCCCCGUAGAGGAGAUGGAAAGGCUGCUGACAUCUGAUGACAUCCAAGUGCCAGAUGAGGAAACCGUGGUGACCUCUCUGCUGAGCUGGGUCAGUCAUGAUCCUGCCACUCGGCAGCGCCACCUACCAUCCCUGCUGGCUCACAUCAGACUACCUCUGUUACAACCACAGUUCUUGGCUGACCUGGAGUCCAACCCCCUCCUCCGUGACAGCGUGGAGUGUCAGCGACUCCUGAUGGAGGGGAUGAAGUAUCACCUCCUGCCACAGCGCCGGCCACUGCUUCAGAGUCCUCGCACCCGGCCCCGGAAGGCUACAGUUGGGGCCAUGUUUGCCGUGGGCGGUAUGGACGCCUCGAAAGGAGCCACCAGUAUCGAGCAGUACUGCCUGCGCCGGGACACGUGGAGACAGGUGGCCACCAUGAGCGGAAGGAGACUGCAGUUUGGGGUUGCUGUCCUCGAUGGCCGUCUGUACGUGGUCGGAGGCCGAGAUGGACUCAAGACCCUCAACACAGUGGAGUGUUACAAUCCGCACAGCAAAACCUGGAGCGUCAUGCCUCCCAUGUCCACACAUCGGCACGGCCUGGGUGUAGCUGUCCUAGAGGGACCUAUGUAUGCAGUAGGAGGACAUGACGGCUGGAGCUACCUCAGCACAGUGGAAAGGUGGGACCCUCAAGCUCGCCAGUGGAGUUUCGUUGCAAGCAUGGCUACACCCAGAAGCACAGUGGGAGUAGCCGUUCUCAAUGGAAAGCUGUACGCUGUAGGAGGUCGUGACGGCUCGUCCUGCCUGCGAUCAGUGGAGUGCUUCGACCCCCACACUAACAGGUGGACUAGUUGUGCUCCAAUGGCUAAAAGGCGUGGAGGAGUGGGGGUUGCCACCUGGCACGGUUUCCUAUAUGCCAUUGGUGGUCAUGACGCCCCGGCAUCAUCCCUUGCAUCUCGAUUAAGUGACUGCGUGGAAAGAUACGAUCCUCAGACGGAUGUUUGGACCACGGUGGCCCCCAUGAGCAUCAGCAGGGAUGCCGUUGGUGUUUGUCUCCUCGGGGACCGUCUUUAUGCUGUGGGCGGCUAUGACGGACAGGUGUACCUAAAUACUGUUGAAGCCUACGACCCUCAGACCAAUGAGUGGACCCAGGUUGCCCCUCUGUGCCUGGGCAGGGCAGGGGCCUGUGUGGUGGCCGUCAGACUGUGACAUCUAGGACGACUGUCUGCCUAUGACCUGAGAUUGAACCGUACCUGCUGCUGAGGAGACAUCGAGUGAAGCAGCUGUCUUCAUUAAGGAAAGAAAGGAUGGUUUCUGGGCCCUCUCUAGGGGUCCGUUUUACAAAGCAGCAUAACAGAAAAUUCUAAGUUUUCUAAAAUAAGGGAAACUCUGGGUUUUCCGUUUCACAAAGAGUUUAGUCAACCUCUGUUUCCUCUAUCUCCGCUCUCCUUACAGCCAAUCACGUUGUUUUAUUUCCUGAUUUAGUCAGGAGAUUUUUGGUCAUAGGUUUGUGCAUAAAAAUAUAAAUAAAUAAUUCCCUAGGUCAGUUACACAGGUUAGCUUUAUAAAACAAACAUUGCACGUCCGUUUGACAAGGAUCUUAUUAAAGACUGAUCUGCAUUUUUUUCCAGAGAACUAAAUACUUAUAGAGGAUUCUACAACUCAGUUGGCAGGAUAUGAAAUUUAUGUUAUGGUUUGUUUAAUAUGAGCGACAUGUAGAUUAUCUUAUUUUUAUUUAUUUAUUUUUACAGUACACAAACAAUUAUUCAAAUUGUUUUCAGAUUAUGCAUAAAAAAAUGUAUUAAUCUCACUGGGGGAAAAGGAAUUACCUUAGGAUUCAUUUUGUGUUAGGUUGCCUUAACAACCUAAUGAGUCCACUGGAACAAUCUGAUGCCAUUCUGUGGGACUGAAAACCGCUAUUAACAACCAUUUAUUGGUAUGAUAACAUCCAAAGCGGCCAAAACAGCGACUUAGUAUUUACUGUGUAAAAGAAGACAGAAUCAAACCAUGUAGAACCAUUGAGACGAUGAACAGGCUCUAUCUAUUAGAACGUUUUUUAUCCUUAAUCUUCACCUUCUGCCAGAUGAUUUCACCUAAAUAGACACAUUGAUCUGCUGCUAUUCAAGAAAUAAACCCUAAAUGUUAUCGUGAUCACAAUACGCUAUUGCAAGCAGUUUUGAUAUGUAUUCAUUUUACUGAACAUCAAUUCCUGAAAUUUAGAAAAAGAAAAAAAAAACAUUUCCUCGUCAAAAGGACCAUUUUAAACAAAAUGACUUUUCUUCAUAUCUAGAACAAACAUUCUGGAUGUUUAGAUAUCAAUUUCAGAUCUAUAUUCCUAUUGUUACGGGUCAGUAUUUGUAUCAUUUUGAGUUUGAAGAAAUGUAUUUUAAAUAUUAUAAAUACAUAUUCAAUCAAGCUGGUAUAUUGGAGCAGCUAAAUCCCUACGACGAUCUUUCCUUCGUCAAAUGACGAAAAACGAACUAUGUCCAUCGUUUUACUAAUUGCGUUUCCAUAAAUAUAUAAAUCUGACAUAAUCUAAACCAAACACAGUAGAAAACUGUUGCCUCCUGAUUAAAAACACCUGAACAGAAUCAUGGUUAACCUAACAUAACCCCAUCAAACAAUCAGACCUCAAAAUGAAAUACGACCCCUGGUGGCGAUAAACACAGGAAAGGAAAAAUGACUCCUACAGUUUAUGAAACUUAAUUUUUACUGGUAUAAUUUUUUUUUUUUUUGCUUUCUGAAAUUCCAUUUCUGCCUCAAAAAUGUAAUUUAAAAAUAUAUUAUUACAGUUUAGUCUAGGAGUUUUGAUUUUGUUCAGGAAGUACUUAUUUUAGUGGUCUCCAACUGGAAUAACAGAGAGCAAAGCACUCUCGCUUUGUAUAAAUGUAAAAACAGCCUGCUAUAGCCCACUUCAUACAAACCUACGCAUUAAUUUGAGCAACAACCUUCAC